Messenger RNA from Paracoccidioides lutzii Pb01, 675 nucleotides. RefSeq lists its product as hypothetical. The coding region runs from base 1 to 675 and encodes 224 amino acids. The transcript has a single exon. The record is from RefSeq and is a predicted model, not a curated record.
AUGGCUUACACGCAGGCACCUCUUCGCCGCGUGUAUCUCAUCAAAGAUCAGAGCUGGACUCACCGCGGUUACAAAAUCACCACCCCGGACGAGCUCUCCUGUCUCUACACCGUCCAAACCUCCAGCUCUCAUCCAGAAGUAAUACUAAUCCGCCAUCUCCAGCCAACCCCCUACAACCUUCCGGCAUCUUUCAUGUCAAGAUUAUCCAGGCAAUUCUCUCUAUCCGGUCUCUUGGGGCAUUCCGAAAAUCACCAGCAACCGGGAAGCCAGAUUAACAACGACCAUGUCGUUGCGACUGUCAACUUCCACACUUUCUCGUCAAAGAUUGAUAUUAGUUUCAGCACUAAUCAGGCCAUUGUUAUGAAAUGCCCGGAUGCGUUCUCUAGUGCGCGCAGGUUUGAGAGCCUGACGCCGCUUGGUACGUUGGAGUGGAAGAGAGAUCGGGGUGCGUUGGGAAGUCUUGUAAGCAGCAAUCUGAAAUUGGUGGAUGGGGGUAAGCGGACUGUUGCCAGGUAUGAGAAGAAGUCAUCGAUGCUGUCUAAGGAGAACGAUGUGAUUGCGCUUCUGGUACCGGAGUUGUAUGGGUUUCUGGACAUCGUGGUUAUUACGUGCUUGGCUACACUUGAGUAUAAGAGGACAAAGAAUAGUGCGGAGGAUGCUAUUGGCUCUAUAUGA